This is a messenger RNA of Periconia digitata, 1233 nucleotides long. NCBI's taxonomy places the organism in Eukaryota, Fungi, Ascomycota, Dothideomycetes, Pleosporales, Periconiaceae. The record is from the annotation of a GenBank genome assembly.
CUGAUUUUGGUAGCUGUUUAGGAGAUUAUUUUUUGAGGGAUUGGGGGAGACUAGAUGUUGUCUGUUACUAACUAAAAGGUCGAUUCUUUCAUACAGCAGCCAGUACGAUCGGUAGUAAACGGGAGCCCAAAGGAUGAAAUCAAGACCGACAGCCACUGUAAGCCGGAUCACGGCAAUCAGCAGUACCUUUGUAGAUUUCGGUCCCCUUCGACGAGAUAAUCUGAAGUGAAUAUGAGGAGAAAGGGGCCGCCAGGUUCCCGGUAGCUAGACAGUCUUGCUAGAUAACCGUUGCUGAAACGGCAUUAUUGAUGCAAACAUCCAACGGAACGCAUACUUGGAGGGAAAUCGGCAUGUCACGCUACACACAUAUCCUCAGCCACUCGCCACUAAAACGUCAACAAACGUCACCACUUCUCCAGCCAAGCGACCCAAGCGCUCUCGCCCGCCGCGCCACUCCCCAUUCCAUUAGAAUAAAGUCCAUCAGAUAUCCAGUCCAUCGGCAAUGAGACUCCUAACUCACUUUUUUCGCAUUCGCUAAGAUUACAUCAUCCUAGUUGGAGCUAAACGUACGCCGCCACAAAUCAUAGUUAGUCCACCAGGAUUGCUAGGUAGAUAGGCGAGUGCGAAGUGCGAACAGCACAGCCCGGCAUCUUUCAGCCCCACGCGAGAGCGAGGUUCCUCUACCGACAAAUAAUCGUCUCCGCAUAAGACGAUUCUUGAAUUGGAAACAGGAAAAUUGAACAAUAACAAGCGAAUGCGAAUUAGGCCUCAAAUCCAGACCAUCUUGGAUACAGCAAAUAACCUAUAAGUACAAUAUUUAGUCUACUUCAACGAAUAAUCUGCAUUUCGCAUCUCGCAUCUCGCACCAAAAAGCUUAGCCCUCCAUCCGCCACCCACACAGCCUCCAAAGCUCCACAUACCAUCAACAUUCACCACGACCCCUAAACAGAAAUCCAUAAAAUAUAUAUUCACCAUGUGCCGCAGACACUACAAUCCACCAAACCAAGCACACUUCCCAACCACAGAUCUGCCUAUCAACAACCACCUACAAUCCCCAAUCACUGGCCUGCCCAUCAACCGUCUUCAACUACAACCACAAGCACUACCCAUCAACCGCCUUCAAGCACAACCACAACCACUACCCAGAACCCGCUGCUGUGCCCCACGCACCCGCCACCCAAACUACCUCAUCGACCCUCAAACCGACCGCCCGCACACAAUGGCAUCUCUCCU